Messenger RNA from Diprion similis, 1464 nucleotides. Its product is annotated as nuclear speckle splicing regulatory protein 1. Gene Ontology annotation, biological process: regulation of alternative mRNA splicing, via spliceosome. The coding region runs from base 159 to 1382 and encodes 407 amino acids. The record is from RefSeq and is a predicted model, not a curated record. The transcript is spliced from 2 exons. NCBI's taxonomy places the organism in Eukaryota, Metazoa, Arthropoda, Insecta, Hymenoptera, Diprionidae.
UGAAUAUAAUAAGUCCGGAAUAUAAGGAAUAAAAUAACGAACCCAUUACCUAACCCCAAAACCGACAAAACACAAACGUAUAUGUUGUUUAAUAGAGUGAUAGUAAAAUAAUCAUCACAGAAUUUUAAGCACAAAAGAUUCUUCAAUCCCUUUCUAAUAUGACCAACGAAAAUAAAGAAGAUAAACAAUAUGGACUUAUUGUACCGAGCAAAAACCGACUCUCUGUACCUAAGCCUGGAAAUGUUUUUGGGGAAGACAGUGGCUCUGAUGCGGAUGACGGAUCAGAUUGGGUCAGGAAAGCACUCAGAGCAGAGGGUGAAAAAAAUUUGGUCAAAAAGCAAACGCAAUUGACAAUGAAACGUGCAUUGAAAGAAGACCCAACAGUGUAUCAGUAUGAUGAAGUUUAUGACACUAUCGAAAGAUCUAAAAUCGAAGAAAAGAUAAAUAAAAAAACAGUGGAAAAGAAAGCAAAGUACAUCGAAAAUCUGCUGAAGGCAGCAGAGCGCAGAAAACGAGAGCAGGAACACCGAGUCGAAAGAAUGGUACAAAAAGAGCGUGAAGCAGAGGGUGCGAUGUUCGCUGACAAAGAAAGUUUUGUUACGUCGGCUUAUAGGGCAAAAUUGGAAGAAUUCAAGAAAAUGGAGGAGGAAGAGAAGAGAAUGGAUAGGUUAGAGGCGAUUGGCGACGUGACAAAACAGCAGGAUAUAUCUGGAUUUUACAGGCAUUUGUAUACACAAACUGUCGACGUUAACAGAAAAGACGCGGAUGGAAAAGACAAGGAGGUCAAGAAAGACGCAGACUCAACAAACACAGAAAUAACUGAUGUCGAGAAGUCUAAGGAAAACAAAGAUCAUGUGGAUAAAGAUGACCCACUGACUACAGACUCGGAAAAGAAUUCUGACCAUGAAGAUGAAAGUAAUUUAGCCAAGGCACGGGAGUCUAGGAAAACCCUUGCAAAAGCAGGGAGUAACCGUCAGUACAGGAAGAGAGCUGCAGAAAUAUCUCAGUCAAGUUCAGAAGAUGAAUGCGAUAAUGAAAAAAAUAUGUUAAAAACAACAGUGGCUGAGACAAGUGAGGCACAAACGCCAGAAAAGCAUACAAAAUUAUCAUCCAAUGAUGGUAAAAUAAAGACUAAGGACAUUCCGACUGAUACAAGCAAAGCACCCAGUGACACCAAACCUGAGGCAAACAUAUCUACUGCUGAAAAUACCGCCAAACCAUCUAACGAUAAGCCAGACGUAGAGGAUGGGGUGAAAAGAUUGAAGAAAACAGAACCCGAAGCGCCGAAAAUAUCAAUAUGGGAAAAACGAACUGUUGGACCAAUUUUCGAAGCUGCAUUAGAAAGAUAUUAUGCAAGAAAGGCCGCCAGAUCUUCUGGGUAAUGCAAAUUACAUCUGACGAAGAGUUACUUUCCUAAAAUAAAAAUUGUAAAUAAAUGUGAAUUAAAGUUGUUGUACUUUUUAA